AGUCCUCCUCUUGCAGCAGCAGCAGCAGCAGCAGCAGCAGCAGCAGCAGCAGCAGCAGCAGCAGCAGCGUGUUUCCAGAGGAGGGGGACUCGGUGCAGAAAGAGUUAAGCAGAUGUGGGGCUCGGAGCUGCCAUGGAUCCACCUCCACGGAGCUGCGGCGCCUCCUCACACAGCUGACUGGAAACACAGGUACUCUGUCCGAACAGGCUGCCGGCUCGGACUUGUUGAUCUACCGGACAGGAAAAUAAAUAAAUAAAUAUAAAAAAGGCAGGCAGGAGAGAGAGGCAAGCGCGACAUGCGGAGCGGGAAGCCGGGGCGGAUGGGCUCUGAAUCGAGCUGAAGAUCUUGCACUGAAAACAUUCUGCCAUGUCGGAGGCAGAGGAGGAGGAGAUGGGUUAAAUCCUGGCAACAUCGACGUCUCCUGUGUUUUUUUUCUUUUUUAAUCCCUUUUUCAUUUUAAAUGCUUUUUUUUCUUCUUCUUCAGUUUCAUGGCUGCAAAUUGAUCCAGAGCAGGAUGACAACAUCCCACCACGAUACCAAACCAGAAGAUAAGAUCAGCUGCAGUCUCUAGUCCCAGAUGUUUAUGCUUCCUCAACUCAAAGUCAUCAUGGAAAAGUCCUCGGAGUUAAACAAAGCCGGAUCCCGGUCGACAUCGUCGCUGCCGCCGGAACCGGUGGACAUCAUCCACAGCAAAUCGUGUUACCGCAGGGUCCGGCUGAACGUUGGGGGGCUGCCACACGAGGUCCUGUGGCGAACGUUGGAGAGGCUGCCACGAACUCGCUUGGGCAAGUUGAGAGAGUGCAGCUCCCACGAGUCUCUGAUGGAGGUCUGCGACGACUACAACCUCGAGGAGAACGAGUACUUCUUCGACCGGCAUCCGGGGGCGUUCACGUCCAUCCUCAACUUCUACCGCACGGGCAAACUGCACAUGAUGGAGGAGAUGUGYGCCCUGUCCUUCAGCCAGGAGCUCGACUACUGGGGCAUCGACGAGAUCUACCUGGAGUCCUGCUGCCAGGCCAGGUACCACCAGAAGAAGGAGCAGAUGAACGAGGAGCUGAAGCGGGAGGCGGACAAUCUGAAGGACAGGGAGGGAGAAGAGUUCGACAACACUUGUUGCGCGGAGAAGCGGAAGAAACUCUGGGAUCUCCUGGAAAAGCCAAGCUCUUCUGUCGCAGCAAAGAUCCUGGCCAUCAUCUCCAUUCUCUUCAUCGUUCUGUCCACCAUCGCCUUGUCUCUGAACACUCUCCCAGAGCUGCAGGGCACGGACGAGUUUGGCCAGUCCACAGACAACCCACAGCUGGCGCACGUGGAAGCCGUGUGCAUCGCCUGGUUCACCAUGGAGUACCUGCUCCGCUUCCUCUCCUCGCCCAAUAAAUGGAAGUUCUUCAAGGGCCCUCUUAACGUCAUCGACUUGUUGGCCAUUUUACCCUACUAUGUCACAAUCUUCCUGACAGAAUCCAACAAAAGUGUGCUACAGUUUCAGAACGUCCGCCGCGUGGUUCAGAUUUUUAGGAUCAUGAGGAUUCUGCGGAUACUGAAGUUGGCUCGUCACUCCACAGGUCUUCAGUCUCUGGGCUUCACUCUUAGGAGGAGCUACAAUGAGCUGGGCCUGCUCAUUCUUUUCCUGGCCAUGGGCAUCAUGAUCUUCUCCAGUCUUGUAUUUUUUGCUGAGAAGGAUGAAGAGGAUACAAAGUUUAAAAGCAUUCCAGCUUCUUUUUGGUGGGCUACCAUUACUAUGACCACCGUAGGCUAUGGGGAUAUCUACCCCAAAACUCUGUUGGGAAAGAUUGUCGGGGGAUUAUGCUGUAUUGCUGGAGUACUUGUAAUUGCCCUGCCUAUCCCCAUCAUUGUAAAUAACUUUUCUGAAUUCUACAAAGAGCAGAAGAGGCAAGAAAAGGCUCUUAAAAGAAGGGAAGCCCUGGAAAGAGCAAAAAGAAAUGGUAGCAUUGUUUCUAUGAACUUGAAGGAGGCUUUUGCUCGUAGUGCAGAGCUCAUGGAUGUGGUGGUAGAGAAAAGUGAGAGACCUCAAGACAACCACCUUUCUCCAAGUCACUGGAAAUGGACAUCCAAGAGAGCUGCAUCGGAGACAAGCUCAAAUCGAUCUUUCAACGCCCAGGAGUUAGGCUCUCCAUGUGAGGCUCGAGCCACCAGUCCCCAAAGGCUAAAUGUUGAGAAACUAGAGGAAAUGUACAGUCAGAUGGCAAAGACGCGGUCACAACCCAACCUCAACGCUAAAGACAGAGGGUCCAGAGCAGGGAAACAAAGGGAUGAAAUAGAACUUGGGACCAUUCAAAAUCAUGGACCCUUGGCACUGGGAGUUGGGGAUAUGAAAAGCUUAUCUAGCAUUGAUAGCUACAUCAGUUGUGCAACAGAUUUCCAAGAGAAUCCCCGCUUCCCCCAUAGUCCAGCACCAGAACUUGGUCUUCAGGAAAGCAGUCGGUUCACUUUUGGUCCAGCUACGGGUUUGUCCCAGCACAAUAGUACAAAAGUUGGCCAGCAAUUGUUAGGGCAGUACGAGUCCAUGCUAACAUCUGUGUCAAAGUCCACAUGUUCUGAGAAUCCAAGAAAAUUUUUCUUUUCUGGAAACUCCUCUAAAAGCCUUAAGGGAGGCUGCUGUAGCGACGGAGAUUCUGGGCCUUCCCCACUUUCAGACAGCUCUGUUUUGUCGGACCACUCUCUUUUAAGUCCUGAAGUAUCAGUGUACACCACUGCCAGCAGCAGAACCCCUCCGAAGUCACCAGAAAGCACUGCCGUGGCCCCAACUGUCUUCACUUUCCAUGACUCCUCCAUUAGCAAAUACAUCGACGCCGACACGGAUGACGACGAACACCUCCGGGACAACAAUGAGGCCAGUCCGUCGGAGCGUCUGCUGGCCAGUGCCAGCCCAAAGCGCAGUAUUAACAUUCAUUACCAGAGAGGGACUAAUCACUUAGAAGCAGCUCAGAAAAUGCUGGGUCAGAAUUGUCUCUUCCCCACCGAAGGGAUUCGUGGGAAAACUCAUGGGAAUCAUAUAGGACCUGAGAUGACACGUAGACCAAAGGUUGAGAGGGGACGACAAAACCCUUUGGAUAAAAGCCUCUGAGGUACUAGAAAAACAGUGGCACAAAAAGAAGUUGGGGACAAAGUGUUUGUUAUAAAGACACUUGACAAGCUGAAACACUUUAUGAGCCAGAGACGAAAGAAAGAAGGAGCGAUAAAGGCUCUCCUGUUUCAGAAAAUGCCUAAGCUUGCCAUUAGGGCAACAAGCUCUGGGUUUAAUGUGUGUGGCAAAUACUCUGCGAGAGACACUUUUAAAUUGGAGGAUGUCACUGCCCCUCAUUCAGCUCAUUCCUGUUAGCGGUUUUUCAAACACAGAAAAAAAGAGCACUCCCUAUUAGCCAAUGAGCUUGUUCACAGAAGCAGAGUCAGCAGAGAAUAUGAGCAGCAGCUAUAUUUGGUAUAACACACACAAAAAAGAUCAUUUYUAGCCAAAAGAGUGGCUUCUCUAUAUUCUCUAAAAUGAAAGUUCACUUUCUUGUACUGACUCCCAGCUCAUUUUUUGUUUCACUUUUGGAGAUACAUGAGAGAACCUAUAGCCUAUAAGCUGCUUACUCGUGCCCUCCUUUCUUAAAACUGGCCUUAGUCAUUUACAUGUGUAGAGGUGUGAGUCUGGAUAUUUGGGUGUGAGAACAUGUGACUAUGAAUGAGUGAUUUAUGUAAACACAAUCUUAAAAACCUGAUUUAUUUUUAUAUAAAUAAGAGAAAGUCCCUUAUAGAAAGUGAUUUGCUAGUUUGCUAUGUCAUAAUUAAAUGUGAUAUGUGUCUUUCUCCACAGUUAUCAAAGGUUCCAGAUCAUUGUUUGUUUAUUCAGCCACUUUCUUUAACACAAUGCUUCAGAUGUUUUAAAGUGGAGUACUGUGGAAAAGUUUUGGCAGUCAGUCAGUAUCAUGCCUGUUGUAGAUAUAUAUUUGAAUAAGCUCAAACUGGAGAAAUAGAUUUGAAUUCCAACUAAAACGGUCAAGUUACCAACUAAUCUGAGCAAAUUGCAUCGCUACCAUCUUUAAGUCCAAUAUCAAUAAAAAGUUAAUGUGAAACGGUCUUUUAAAAAACAGUUUUGCAAUUAUUUAUGUAGAAUUUUAUUAUUAUUUGSAAGCGCAAAUAGUGGCAGCAGCAGCUAGCUGGGGCACUUUCAAGAGGACCAUUAUACACAUUUCUGCCAGAAUAAACUGCUGAGAAAAUUUUGAGAUUAUUUAUUUUUAUGUAGCAACAAUUUACUUGAAUCUUUGAACCACUUGGGCUAGGCUUGUCAAUCUGAUCAGCAUUCAACCCAAAAUUUCAAAAGUGAGUUUAUUUAAAGAGCUAUCUGUAACAGGUAAGAUAUUAAUUGUUAACAGCUUUUCCACAAACACCCCUGUAAAAGAACUGAACUAUUGUUGUAUCUAUCAUGCUAACCCCUAAGCUAACAUUUAAUGAAUGAAUGGAUACUUUGACAUUUAUCCUGCUGAAAGGAGUAUCAGCAUCUCUAUAUGUUUUAUAUGAUGAUAAAGGUUGCCUACGAGUUUCCUCUUUUGCACAAAGUGCACAUGAAUGCAUGUUCCCACCCCACCAACAUAGAAACACACAAUACUUUUCUGUUUGUUUGCAUAGAAGUAAAGAAACACUGAAUGUAGGAAGACCCUCCAAAGGUUUUGCAACUUACAAACAUGAUUUGUAGAUCUCAGUGGCAAAUCUUUAGCAUGCAUCGGCUAUGAACUGCCUAACAGGAAAGAAGUCAGAGUAAAAACUUUUGUUGUUUCAAUUAGCAGAAGAUAAGUUACUAACAAAGGGAAAGUUGUCUUUAUUCCUACCAUGUUUCUAAAAUAAUUUAUAUAAACUCUAAUAGCACUAUACUGGGCUGGUUUUAGCACCGACUAGUUCCAGUUGCCAUAAUAAWCAAAGUUGUUUCUAAGCACACACAAACCUGUUGAACAAAGCUGCCGGUGUGGCCGACAAUCUAGUUUCCACGGGGACGAAGAGACGUCCACAAUGGCUUGAAACAGCUGAGGAUUUUAUCGAUYGGCKUGUUGAAUGUCUGCAUGUAACGUACGCUCAUACACAGACUUCCUUUCAGAGUCAUGCAUCUUUAAAAYGGCGGGUAUCCACAGUGGCUGCAUGUUGGAGUCAUUCCUCACUGUGUGUCUGCAUGAACUGUAACAGCAAGUUGUGUCUGAAACGUCUGCAGCAUCUCAUAAACAGCAUCAUUUAGCUUCUGGACUCCUCUCAAAUGGAUUAGAAAAUACUUUUUUUACCACCUGUUUCCACUGCCACACACAAGUAGUUUCUAAUGAAAAGAAAAAAAAGAUUUUAAAAACUGUAUUUUCAACAAAAAUGCCACCAAAAAGAGCAAAAUCCAUCAUAAUGUGUUGUUUUAGUCAUAUAGGUCCAAACACGGCACACGAUGGAAUUCUUCAACAAAAACAAAAAAGUUACAAGAAUGUGAAGCAUAAAACACCCUGUUAAAGGAAACCUAUCAUCUGAGGGUUCAGUGGAGUGAAUGAAUGAUGAAUGAAUGAUGUAGAUUAAUGACUGAACAAAGCAUUAUCUUAAAUGUCAUUCCACAGCAGAAGAGCAUUAGAUCACUGUCCUUCACUGGGAAGAAUUAAGGAGGAAAAGUUUAAGAGAAACAAACUGCAAGAAAAAUAAAUACAAUAUUUAAAUAAUUUCAUAAAUGCAAAACUUUCAUGGCAGAAAAACCUCAAGCACAUAAGUAUUAAAAUAUGUUAUGCAUAAUAAAUAAUUAUAUUAGUAUUUGCUAAAUUGUUGUAAUUCUAAAAUCACCAUACAAUAUUAUACUACUCAACAAACACAAAACCAUUUAUCUCCAAAUUAUUUCAACUACUAUAAACUAAAGAUUUAAUUGGGAAACAUCAUUUGGGAAAAUGGUGUUCAGUUCCUYUGUAUAAAUUUAAUAAAAAUAAUACCUCAGUCAUUUAUUGACCCAAAUAGGCUGCUGCAAAUUACAAACUAAAAAGCCAAUAAACUGUUAUGAAUACAGUUUUGUUUUGAGGUAAAAUUAAAUUCCAAAGUCAACAGUGGAUGAUUGACAUAGUUAUUUAUUUAUUUUAUUUUUUAGUUCUGGUUAGGAGUGUAAUCACAAAUCCCGAUUUGAUUUCCUGUUUUAAUCACAGACUUGGACCGUUUCAUAUUGCUCUCCCAUAGUGAGAGGAGCUGAGGUGUGAAAGGAAUAGCAAUGACUGUGAGAGGCAGAGGAAGCCGUGUGUGUGUGUGUGUGUGUGUGUGUGUGUGUGUGUGUGUGUGUGUGUGUGUGUGUGUGU
This is a messenger RNA of Austrofundulus limnaeus, 6293 nucleotides long. RefSeq names its product potassium voltage-gated channel, Shab-related subfamily, member 1 (gene kcnb1). Gene Ontology annotation, biological process: protein homooligomerization; action potential; potassium ion transmembrane transport. Gene Ontology annotation, cellular component: voltage-gated potassium channel complex; membrane. The record is from RefSeq and is a predicted model, not a curated record. The transcript is spliced from 3 exons. NCBI's taxonomy places the organism in Eukaryota, Metazoa, Chordata, Actinopteri, Cyprinodontiformes, Rivulidae. Bases 578 to 3082 code for a protein of 834 amino acids. Gene Ontology annotation, molecular function: delayed rectifier potassium channel activity; protein binding.